Asparagus officinalis (garden asparagus) is the source of this 855-nucleotide messenger RNA. RefSeq lists its product as uncharacterized. The coding region runs from base 1 to 855 and encodes 284 amino acids. Lineage: Eukaryota; Viridiplantae; Streptophyta; Magnoliopsida; Asparagales; Asparagaceae. The record is from RefSeq and is a predicted model, not a curated record. The transcript is spliced from 5 exons.
AUGCAGAAAAUCUGGGUUGGGAGCUUCAACGUUGUUGGUCGUGAUGGUGCAAGGAGGACAUGGAUGAGAUCCAUCUAUGUAUUUGUAGAGGUCAUAACUAAUGAGAAUGGCCUCAAUCUGGAGUUUCCAAGCAAUAUAAUUUGUGGAGGACAAUUUAUGGAUGGAUUGAUGGGAAGUGUUGAUGAGUUGAAGGUUAGGCCAGAUCUUCGUCCAAUUGAUAUCAAGAAUAACUUGUUCUCAUACUAUGGCAUCAAGAUUAACUACUGUAAAACAUGGAAAAGCAAAGAGAGAGCAAAACAGGAACUAUACGGUGACGAUGAUGAGGCUUAUGAUUCACUAAGAUGGUAUGAAGCCAUGGUUCAAGCAACUAAUCCAGGAAGUCGUGUUGCUAUUGAUGCUAAUGACGAAAGGUGUAGGCCUCUCUUGUUUUGGAUGGAACAUUUCUUAAAGACCGCUACAGAGGUAUACUACUUAGUGUCACGGGAUAUGACAGCAACCAAGGAAUAUUUUCUCUGGCUUAUUGUGUAUUUGACCAUGAGAAUAACUGGAAAUGGUUCUUACAAGGAGUGUGGACGAUACUAUAUGAUAGGGAAAAGCCUUAAAAUCCUCCACAUCAACUGUCGAGAAUUUCAAAAAAAAAAGAUGAAGGAUUUGGGUCACAAGGCAAAUGUCGCUCAAAUUUUGGGUGAUUUAUUACAAAUCGCGGCUUACAAGUACACAAUUUCUAAAUGGGAUGAUUACAUGCAAGAAUUGGCAUCGAUCGAUCAAAGGGCUUAUGUUACUGCAAUGGAAUACUCCCCGGAGAGAUGGACAAACGCUUAUUUCCCUUGUAUAAUGUAUGAUAACAUUGUUUAA